GUGAAGCGUCCCAAAGAGCAGCCGACCUCAGAUCUGACAUUGCAGGACGCGCACAAGUCUGUGGAGUCAGCCCUCCUCCGCCUUCUCUCACCAUGCAUCCAGCAAGACUCCCAGCUCGGCAGUGACAAGCGUUUCCGAAGUGACAAGUUUAAGAGCUGAGCAUUGGCGCAGAAAGGCCGAAAUCGAGGAGAAACUGUGCGUAUUUCCCUGCACAUUUUUCUUUACGUCGCUGGCAGUUGGAAGCAGGCGGAGUUAAGCCUUUCUGGGGGAAUUUUUUUCUUAUUCAAGGGGGAAUAUUUUGUUCCAUUCUCUUCACCGACAUGGAGUACACUUCAUCCCCGAAACCGCAGCUCUCAUCCCGGGCAAAUGCUUUCUCCAUAGCAGCCCUGAUGUCCAGCGGGAAGCCCAAUAAGGACAAGGAGGCGGAGGAGAACACCAUCAAGCCUCUGGAGCAAUUCGUGGAGAAGUCCUCCUGCAACCAACAGUCCCUGGCUGACCUGUCCUCUCUGGAUGGGCAUGGGGACUUCAGCGGGAGCGCGCCCGCCGUGUGCACGGAGCCGCUCAUCCCCACCAACCCAGGCAUCCCAAGCGAGGAGAUGGCGAAGAUCUCUUGCAGCCUUGAGACCAAAGAGCUGUGGGACAAAUUUCACGAGCUCGGUACUGAGAUGAUCAUCACCAAGUCUGGAAGGAGGAUGUUUCCAACCAUCCGAGUCUCUUUCUCCGGGGUGGACCAGGACUCCAAGUACAUCGUGCUGAUGGACAUUGUCCCAGUGGACAACAAGCGCUACCGAUACGCUUACCACCGCUCCUCCUGGCUGGUAGCCGGCAAGGCCGACCCCCCUCUCCCCGCCAGGUUGUACGUCCACCCAGACUCUCCAUUCACCGGCGAGCAGCUGAUGAAGCAAAUGGUUUCCUUUGAGAAAGUGAAGCUGACGAACAACGAACUGGACCAACACGGACAUAUCAUCCUCAACUCCAUGCACAAAUACCAGCCGCGGGUCCACAUCAUAAAGAAGAAGGACCACACUGCCUCGCUGCUCAAUCUCAAAUCUGAGGAGUUCCGCACCUUUGUCUUCAUUGAGACUGUCUUCACAGCUGUCACAGCCUACCAGAACCAGCUGAUAACCAAACUGAAGAUUGACAGCAACCCGUUUGCCAAAGGUUUCCGGGACUCCUCGCGGCUGACGGACAUGGAGAGUAGGGAAAGUGUUGAGAAUCUGAUCCACAAGCACUCAUACGCCCGGUCGCCGAUCCGAACCUACGCGGGUGACGAGGAGAACCUGAGCGAGGACGGACACGCCUCACACACCAGAGGUUCAGCGUUCACCGCCUCAGAUAACCUCUCCCUGAGUUCCUGGGUGACCACGACCUCAGGUUUCUCAGGUUUUCAGCACCCACAGUCCCUAUCGGCCAUGGGCACCGGCACUGCUUCCCUGCCCCACCCCAUCCAGGGCUCCCUGCCCCCUUACAGCCGACUGGGCAUGCCGCUGACGCCCACCGCUCUGGCUGGAACCAUGCAGGGCAGCGGUCCCUCUUUCCCCUCCUUCCACAUGCCACGCUACCACCACUACUUCCAGCAGGGCCCCUAUGCUGCCAUCCAGGGACUCCGCCAUUCCUCCACUGUGAUGACACCAUUUGUAUGACUCCAUCCUGGGGAGGAGAUGGAUGAACCUCGCUCUGACACGCACCCCUGUUUCGGAGCAUCAAGCUCUUUCCUCACUCCUCAUCCAGUUUGUAUCUUUCCCUUCGGUCUUUGUAAAUAGCUCACCUACAGUGAGUGAGGUGACGGUCAUGACAUAAAGAGGAUGAGGUGUACUGACAGCCAAUCAAAAAAGGACUGUGGCGCCAUCCUUUGGACCUGCGAAAACACCACCAGAUCCUGUGGUUUCUAUGAACGCUUAAAAGACACUGUACAAACACUUGUGACCUCAAUACAAACUAUAAAACCUAAUGCAAGGUGAUAACAGGAGCAUGUUUGAUCUUGGCCCUUCUUGAACAGAAAGUGGAUCCUUGACUUAUUUAAAGAAACAAGUAGGAAACCCUGUCUUCCCUUAAACGCACUAAUGGCAGCAGGGGCUCGACCGGGUCUAAAGAUGGCAGGCAACUCUGUGGUCCUUCAAAAUGACUCACAACUCCACCGGAUGGACACUGAGGCUCAGUCUGUGAACAUUUCAGCAUGUCAGCAAGGCGGAGCAGCCAUUUCAGGUUUCCUCUGUUUUGGAGAAAACCAGCCAUAUGUACAGUUCAAAGUUAGAACUUAACACUGUUUCGAAAAUAAUGUCAAAAAAUAUGUUAAAAUGCAUUGUACAAAGGCAAACGUGCUACAUUUACUCAUAGGAAAAUUCUCACUGUGGAGAUAAACAAAUAAUAGGACGCAUGCUGACCGCAGUAGACAUACACACUUUAUAUGGAAAAAUAUGAGCCAAAAAACUAAUGAAAAGGUGGUUUUUGCUUUGUUUAAAGGACCAGUUAAUGGAAGCAGCGAAGUUGCUCAAACCACAGAUGUACUGAAAGAGCUGGAUACCAUGCUACUACUGCUGAUUUUUUUUUCUUAGUGCCCAUUUAAAUCUCUAUAGACAUCUGAAACUGAAGGUUAAUAUGAUUGCUGUUUGUUUAAAUAAUGUUUAAUCGGUGAUUUAGAGGUGAUUUGAAAAAGAUCCAAGCAAGAAGAGCUUUUUAGCAUUUUUAGGCAAUUUUCCUCAUAUUUUAGUAUUCGUAAAAAAAUGGCGCUCAAGUGUCAUUCAGAGGUAUCACACUUUUAAUUAUGUGUAACUUCAAGACAAAGUACAGUCUAAACUGUUGAGUUACAUAACAGUUCACUUGCACCACAGUUGUCAUGAAAGGGGAAAUUAGCUACAGAGGCCAUACACAGUUUUUGUCACAGGCUGUAAAUCUGUAAUUCUCCUGUAAAGUUGGGCAUUUUAACCUGGGUCAGCACUGACUCACUUUAGCAACAAGCCUCAAGUGGCCAUUUGGGGAACUGCAGUUUUUGGCAUUUCAAUUUAUUCCAGUUCUUAUAAUACAUCCAUGGUAAACACAUGCAGACCUUUAAUCUAAGAUUCAUCUUUGAAUUUAACACAAACAAGUCCCACCAGGGACCAACAGCAAACUUUCUAGACAGAGGCAGAGAUAACCCAAAGCUAUCAUGGCCUCGUAAUCACCACGUUUAUCUGGGAUAGAAGUGACAUAAAGUCGAGUUCUUCAGCAUUUCAUUUUUUUAAUUACCUGAUCUUUACUUUAGCAUACAGUGUAGCUCAGUGACUUGUCCUUGACAUUUGAAACUAACGAUCCAACAUGCUGUGUUUGCUCAUCUCUGUGGAGUUGAGAAAGUACGCUUGGUUUGACGAAAGUCGUUCGGUUCAAGAAUGAUUUCACACAGACUGAUGAAUUUCACUAUCUUUGUAUAGUGACCGGACUCUACCUAAAAUCACUUCAAUUACACCUUUCUUUAAAUAGCUGUAUAUUAAUUUGCUUAGGUUAGUGAAAGUGGUUAAGUGGCCCUUAUAAAUCUACUCUGACUGGCCUCUAAUGGGCUGAAUUACGACUCAUUCACUGUAGUCUGUUUUAUAUCAAAAGGCACAUAAAACAGUGUGAAAUGUACAGUAGAAAUAUAAACCCCGACUCCUCCUUGCUUUCAGCCUUUUGGUGGUCUGUCUUCAUUGGGUGUUACAG
Molecule: messenger RNA, 3672 nt
Organism: Oreochromis aureus
Lineage: Eukaryota; Metazoa; Chordata; Actinopteri; Cichliformes; Cichlidae
Gene: tbx20
Product: T-box transcription factor 20
Exons: 8
Coding region: 321-1643 (440 amino acids)
Biological process (GO): positive regulation of DNA-templated transcription; heart looping; cell fate specification
Cellular component (GO): nucleus
Molecular function (GO): DNA-binding transcription factor activity, RNA polymerase II-specific; RNA polymerase II cis-regulatory region sequence-specific DNA binding
Source: RefSeq, a predicted model, not a curated record